AUGAAGCAGGAAGAAAACGAACCAUUUCAUGAGUUCAUAUUCAGGCUACAGGAUCAAGCGAAACGUAGUGAUUUCAUGGACCCGGACGAUAUGGUAAUUGAUCAAGUAGUAGAGGGUUGUAAAUCAACUGAGUUGCGUAAGAAACUGUUGACCGAAGAGUUAACCCUUAAUGAUGUCAUGACACUCGGGAAGACAAUUGAGGAGGUACAAAAACAAUCCAAACAGUAUGACAAACCCUCUGUGUCUACUUUUGAGAGAACUUUGGUGCAACGCGUCGUAGAUCAACGACCGGACAAUCGACAGAAUCCUGAAACCAACAGACGGUGCUAUAACUGCAAUCGUCCUGGACACCUGGCCAAGGAUAUAGGAAAAUGUGCAGCGAAGGAUGCCAAAUGCCACGGCUGCGGAACGAAAGGGCAUUUCAAGGCAUGCUGCCGACGAAGAAAGCGAGACGAAUCUCAGCAACCAUCAGGACCAGCACCGAAACGUCGUUCCGUUAAUGCUAUACUCGACGAAAAGGCUACCACAAAAGGAGUAUUUACAAUCGAGGACGUAAACCAGCUGAACGAAGUAUUGAAACUGGAGAUUGGCGGAGUUAAGAUGGACAUGUUGGUGGACUCGGGUUCACCAGCCAACAUCAUGAACAGCAAGAGCUACGAGUGGCUGAAACAACAAGGAGCAAAACUGCUGAACGAGCGGACCCCUCGGGAUGAUGAGACAUGCCUGACAUCUUUUGCUACAGAUAGGAAAAUAUUCUUCAGUGACGCAUUCGAAUCAGAAGUUAAAGUACCAGGAGAUGAAACCGGCGUUUGGGCACACAUCUUGGUUGCACCAGACGGGCAAACUACAGCAUUCGCGUUAGGGGUGUUGAAUAUCGGUUACAAUAUUAACCACGUAUCCAAUCUAUCUGAAGGUCCAGAAACAUUCCCUAAAGUUCUCAACGUGACGUUGAAAAUCCAAAUCGAUGCGAAUAUCGCUCCUGUUGUUCAAGUCGCUAGGCGACUACCAGUUUCCAUGGAAGCAGAUGUCGAAGAAGCAAUCCGUGGCUUAUUGGAGAAGGACAUCAUAGAACGUGCACAAGGACCGUUGAGCUGGGUUUCGCCUCUGGUACCGAUUCGGAAGGCGGAUGGAAAAAUUCGGUUGUGUGUCGACAUGCGGGCAGCAAACCGUGCUGUAAAACGCGAGAAUUAUCCGAUGCCCAACAUUGACGCAGCAAUAACAUCGAUCACGAAGGUUACAAAAUUGUCAAAAAUUGACCUAGAGGCAGCUUACUAUCAUUUCGAGCUAGAUGAAGACAGCCGCGAUAUAACCACUUUUGUAGCUCGCAGUGGGGUCUAUAGGUUCCGCAGAUUAAUGUUUGGCAUUAAAUCGGCUCCGGAGUUGUUCCAGAGAGAGAUGGAGAACCUGUUUAGAGGAAUAGAGGGUGUUAUCGUGUACAUGGACGAUGUGUUGAUUCACGGGGCCACAGACGAAGAGCAUGACGAGGCAUUGAAACGUGUACUGCAAAUUUUAAAAGACAGGAAUAUGAAAAUUAACGAUCAAAAAUCGAUUUAUUCCGUAACUGAGGUCGAGUUCCUAGGACACUGCGUUUCGAAAGACGGAAUUCGUCCCACCGACGAAAGGAUCAAAGCGAUUCUCUCUUUACAAGCUCCAUCGUCAGUAACCGAACUAAGAUCUCUCCUGGGACUCGUAAAUUUUGUCGGAAGAUUCGUUCCCAAUCUUUCCGGACUAACACAUCAUAUGAGACAGCUGUUAAUCAAGGACUGUUUCUUCCAGUGGAUGGAAGUCCACGACAAAGAAUUGGACAUGAUUGGUUGA
Messenger RNA from Armigeres subalbatus, 1818 nucleotides. RefSeq lists its product as uncharacterized. Lineage: Eukaryota; Metazoa; Arthropoda; Insecta; Diptera; Culicidae. The transcript is spliced from 2 exons. The record is from RefSeq and is a predicted model, not a curated record. Bases 1 to 1818 code for a protein of 605 amino acids. Gene Ontology annotation, molecular function: zinc ion binding; nucleic acid binding.